AUGCCAAGACGUAAAACACUUGAAGGCAGGAAGCAGAGGGAGAAACAAAAAAUGAGAAUGAGGCAGAAGAGACAGCAGUCUCAGGGCCCAGACACUCCUCCCAAUGAGCUGGUUUUAGAGUCCAGUGUUCCUGUUGGACCAGUGGAUGGAGCAAUCUCAGCUCCCCCGAGUAAUUUUCUCGGGCAGGUUCCAAUGGGGUUUCCUCAAAGUAAAAAACCCCUGGCCAGAGUGCAGGCCUCUCUUCGCGAGAGAAUGCACUCACCUGCCCCGAGGUUGCCAUCUCCUCGGGGAAGUCGUCUGUUUGUCCGUGAACAGGACAAGGCACCGUCCCCUGACUCCCCAGCGUGGGUUUGUGCUCCACCGAGGGCACCUGGACCGGACACCGUGCACGUGUCCGAUUCAGCAGGUCAGGCGCAGCUGGAUACCUCCAGGGAGGAGGAGACCAGCAGUAUACUAAAAGAUGAGGAAACUUUAACGACAAACAAAAAGGAUACUGAACGAAAAACAAAACGUAUUCUGAACGAACACAAGAUACUAGAAACUAUAUAUGAGAACCAGAACAAUGAUAUUUCAGAGGAAAUAUAUAAUAACAAACACAAUGAGAUAGCAAAGAAUAUGUAUACUGAUCAGGACAUUGAGAUAACAAAUAAUAUGAUAGAGAACCAAUGCAUAAACGUUUCAGAGAAUAUGUAUGAUAGCCAUGAUCAGAGAUCAAAGAAUCUGUAUGAGAAUGAAGAGAAUAUGAAUGGGAAACAAGUGAAUGCCAUAUAUGUUAAUCUGUAUCAGAAUCAACAGACGAGUACAAUGAAGGAUAUAAAUGAUAAAACAGAAAACGAGAAUUGUCUCAAAAGAAAUAAAAAUGAUGGAAGAGGGAUAAAGAGGCAAAGGAAUUUUAUUUCACCACAAAGGAGUUACUUGGAAGGAAAGCCCAAUGACGAUGAAUUUGCUUGUGGGAAAAAAUUGAAAGUGUCCUCUAAAUUUCCAAGUAAUGAACACUUUCGUUUUGUUUCCAAUAAAGUUAUUCAAGGUUCAUUCCAUCAGGGAGACGUCAUGUUUGGAGAAAAUGCAGAAUUUCGAAGCAAGAAAUUAGCUGCAGCAGCCCUCAAGUAUAGAGAACACAAGAGUUACCAAUCAUCUGUGAAGGAAAAAUACAGAGAAAAGUAUAGGUCUGAUAACAAAGUCAGAGAAAGAAGCAAGAAGUUGUAUGACAAAGAUAGAUAUGUUAAGAGAGAGAUAAGCAAAAAGAUAAGCAAAAAAAAGUACAAGUAUAAUGAUGCCCAUAGAGAUGACCUUAAAGCAAAGAGCACAGAGAAAUACAGGAGAAACACCUCGCAUAGAGAAGAUGUAAAAAUGAGAAGUAAAGAGAAAUAUAGGACAGAUCCUUUACACAAAGAGGAGAUGAAGAAGAGAAGUAUAACCAAAUACCAAUCAGAUGAUAAACACAGAGAAAAUGUUAAGAAUAGGAGUAAGCAGAUCUACAAAAGUGAUGAAGCUUACAGAAAGCGUGUGAAUUCUGCAAGUACUUGGAGAUAUAAUACCGAUGAAUCAUACAGGAAAAGAAAUCUAAGGAAAAGGUCUGUGAAGUAUGAAACAGAUGAAGCCUUCAGGUCAAAAGCGAAAGUCUAUAGUAAGGAAAUGUAUGCAUCAAGUACUUCUGUCAGACUAAAGAAAAAAGAUGCAGUAAUACAGCAAAGAAGAGCAAAAAGUCAAAAACUAGAGAACGAAGAGGAAGUAGCAAACUUAUUUAAGUGUAAAGUAAAGGAAGGCAUUGAUUACAUACGUUGUUCUUGCAAUCGACUCUUAUUUCAAAAUCAAGUCCAAAGAUGCAAUCCAAAUACUUAUGAGAAGAACACAGAAGCAGCAUUAGCAGCCGAGGUCAGCAUUCAGGAAAAGUAUUUCCAUCAGUGUUCAGAGGUUUGCCUUCCAAAUUGUACAAAAUCAUCAUUGUGGAUUUGCUUUACCUGUCAUAGGAAGAUUCUUAAUGGGAAAAUUCCAGCAGAGGCGACAGUGAACAAUUUGUUUUUAGAAGAUAUUCCGAAGGAACUCUCUGAUUUGAAUUGCCUCGAAAGACACCUAAUUGCAUUGCAGAUACCUUUUAUGAAGGUAAUGGGGCUUCCUCAUGGUGGUCAAAGGAAUGUUCAUGGACCAGUUGUGUGUGUGCCAUCAGACAUGAAAAAGGUAACAAGUCUACCACUUAAGGAAGAUGAAAAUUUGUUGUUGCGUGUUAAAUUGAAAAGGAAAUUGAAUUACAAAGGAUAUUUUGAAUAUCAGUUUGUAGACCCAAAGCAUGUUUUUGCUGCCUUAGAUUAUUUGAAACAGAAUAACAAAUGGUAUACAAAUGUAACAAUAGACAAGAAUUGGAAAGAAAAUGAUUAUGAUGAAGUUGCAGACCUCACUGAGGAAAUACAACUAGAUGAUGAAGAAAAUCAGGUAGCUACUGAUACUUGUUUACAGCCAUUAGAUGUUGCACAGGAAGUUUUGGAUCAUUAUUUUGAUGACAUAUACAAUAUUGCACCUGGUGAAGGUAAGAAUCCAGUACGUAUGUUGCAAGAACCAGGAAACGAAGCUAAAUCCUUCCCAUAUCUUUUCCCAAGCGGAAAGUUUUCGUGGAAUGACGAGAGGUCGGAAAGGAUAACGUUAUCUAGAUAUUUCAACAACCGGUUAAUGAAUGCAGAUAACCGAUUUGCUAAAGAUACAAGUUACAUUUUCUUCAGCCAGUAUUUAUCAGAACUGAAUCAAGUUAUUGAAAAAACUCAAAUCUCAAUUCGAAAAUCUGUCACAAAGAUUGGUAGUGAGAAAUUAGUUACACCAGACAUGUUACAAGACCCUGACGCCCUUUCAAAGCUAUUAAGAAAUGACGAGGCAUUACGGUUUAUGCAACCUAUUCGUGGAACACCAGCAUAUUGGUCAGCAGCCCAAAAAGAUCUCUUCGCAAUGCUUCGGCAGUUGGGAAUACCUACGUGGUUUUGUUCUUUCUCUGCUGCAGAACAUAGAUGGGAUGAUGCUAUUAGAACAAUUUUACGACAACAGAAUGACCACAGAGAUCCAGAUUUGUUGGAUUGGUCUGAAAAAAAUGAAGUACUGAGAAGUAAUCCAGUUACUGUUGCGAGGAUGUUUGAGCACAGGUUCCACAUGUUUCAGAGAGAUGUCAUUUUAUCACCAUCGGAACCGAUUGGAAAAGUUGUAGACUUUUUUCAGAGAGUUGAGUUUCAACAAAGAGGAUCACCUCACAUGCAUUGCUUAUAUUGGGUUGAAAACUCUCCUAAAAUUGAUCAAGAUGGCGAAAAGGCAGUUUGUAAUUUCAUUGAUAAAUAUGUAACCUGCGCAGUUCCUUCAGAGGAAGAAGACGCUGAGUUAAGAAACAUUGUGCUAGCCGUUCAACAACACAGUAAAAAACACUCAAAGUCAUGCAGAAAGAAAGGCUCAGAAUGCAGGUUUAAUUUUCCUAGACCGCCUUCCGUGCGCACAUUCAUCACUUCACCUGAAACUGAUGAAAUUGAUAAAAAUAUUGAAGCAGAAACAAAAAGCGAGGCACAGAAAACCGUUGCUAAAGAUAUGCUUAUGCGUGUUUGGGAUCAAAUGCAACUCGACAACAAUUCUUCAAGGACAGUAGAGGAUAUUUUCAAUGCAUUGGGAUUGACGCAAGAACAAUACGAAACAGCAUAUAACAUGAUUACGAAAAAGAAGGCAAUUGUUCUAAAAAGAGAACCAUGUGAGCUUUGGACCAAUCAGUACAACUCGUGUCUUUUAAGGUGCUGGGAUGCAAACAUGGAUAUUCAAUUUGUUUUGGAUCCAUUUAGCUGCAUAGUUUAUAUCAUUUCUUAUAUUUCAAAGUCCGAAAGAGAAAUGGGGAUGUUGCUUAAACAAACAAAGAUUGAAGCUGAGGAAGGGAACUGUGAAGCACGCCAAACAUUGAAGAAAAUUGGCUCUGCGUACUUGAAACACCGGGAAGUGAGUGCACAAGAGGCUGUGUAUCGUGUCUGUAAUUUGAAAAUGAAAGAGUGUUCAAGGAAGGUAGUUUUUGUACCAGUGGGAGAAAACCCAACCCGUUUAAGCAAACCGCUUUCUCAGAUAAAACAAAAGACACAUAAGAAGAAAGAAGAGACAAAUCAGGAGGAAAAUGAGGAGGAGGAGGAUAUAUGGAUGACAAACAUUGUUGAAAGGUACGAACAUCGACCGAACAAAACAAUGUUUCAUGACAUGUGUUUGGCUGAAUUCUGUUCAGAAUACCGCGUUCUUGCAAAAUCGCAGGUUCCGAAGACUCCAAAUGAAAAUGUAUUCGAAUUGCAGAAUUCAAAGGGAUUUAUACAAAAGAGAACAAGAACAAAACCAGCUGUUAUCAGAUACCCAAGGUUUAGGGUUGACAAAAUGUCUGAAAAAUAUUAUCAGUGUCUCCUACAGCUCUUCCUGCCUCACGAGAGAGCAACUCAAUUAAAACCACCAGCUUUUGAUCUAUAUCAGACAUUUUAUGAGAAUGGUCAUGUUAAAACUAAAAAUGAUCAGAACUUACAGGCAGUCAAAUUAUUGGUCGAUAGAAAUCAUGCAAAAUUUGCGGAAAAUGAAGAAAUGAUAUCGAAUGCACAAGAAACGUUUGAGACUAUUGGGGAACCGCAGGAUGCAUGGGCAAGUUUAUGUCCAGAAACUGAACUAAUGCGAAAGGAAUGUAUGGAGGAAAGAAGUACUCUAAAUGUGUUGGAUGAUCAUGUCGAUGAAAUACCAGAUAUGGAAACCGAGGCAAAUUCAGCUGAUGUCAUGUUCAAAGUGCAACAAAAUAACCAAUCCAGAGAAGAAGCCAUGCAUAUUAUUCAAAACCUUAAUGAGACACAGAGAAAUAUAUUUUAUUAUGUAAGAGACUGGUGUCUAGAGAAAUCAUCAGGACAAAACCCAGACCCCUUUCACAUAUUUAUAACAGGUGGUGCAGGUACCGGAAAAAGUCACGUUAUCAAGGCUAUUCAUUAUGAAGCUUCACGUUUGCUUGCAAAGAACAUGUCGACGCCAGAUAGUUUAGCAGUACUGCUGACUGCUUUCACGGGAACAGCUGCAUUCAACAUUGGUGGAAAUACUAUUCAUCACCUGUUUUCAAUGCCAAAGUUUAUGCGUCUACCAUAUGAACCAUUGAAAGAACAGACUCUCAGUGAAUUAAGGAUACAUCUUCAAGAUCUUAAUGUACUGGUAAUUGAUGAAGUGUCAAUGGUUUACAAGAGACUGCUGUAUUAUAUUCAUGAAAGGCUUGUACAAAUAAAAAAGAGCAAAGAGCCGUUUGGAGGAGUAAGUGUCAUUGCGGUAGGUGACUUUUACCAACUACCUCCUGUGAAACAACGUAAAGAUGAAAGACUCUACAAAGACAAUAUUUCAUAUCCAGUUGAUCAUUGGCAAGAAUUGUUCAAAGUUGUCGAGUUAUCAGAAAUCAUGAGACAAAAACAGGAUAUACCAUUUGCAGAAGUUCUAAAUUCUCUUCGUACACGAGAAUUGCAGGAACCACUUACUAAUGAAACCUUGUCUAUGCUUCAUGAGUGUGUUAGGGAGGGACCAGAUGAUGUGUUACAUGUAUAUGCUACAAACGAUGAAGUAAACAAUUACAAUCUUAAAAUGCUACGUAACAGUUGCGAUAAUUUUGUUGAGAUUAAUGCUCAGGAUUUCGAGAAAGACACAGCAACAGGGAAACUAACUCUGAGAAAAAAGCCUAUAUCUAGAUCAAAAACAGAAGGUUUGACCAGCUCCCUUUUGGUUGCGGUGAAUGCACGGACAUCAGUUUCCUCUACGACUAUCAUGGGCAUGUACAGCUCACAAGGUUCAAGGAAUGACGGUUGA
This is a messenger RNA of Magallana angulata, 5811 nucleotides long. RefSeq lists its product as uncharacterized. The record is from RefSeq and is a predicted model, not a curated record. Gene Ontology annotation, molecular function: ATP hydrolysis activity; DNA helicase activity. NCBI's taxonomy places the organism in Eukaryota, Metazoa, Mollusca, Bivalvia, Ostreida, Ostreidae. Gene Ontology annotation, biological process: DNA repair; telomere maintenance. The transcript is spliced from 3 exons. Bases 1 to 5811 code for a protein of 1936 amino acids.